ACCCAGCCUUUGUUUGCUAGCAGGCAUAGAUGAUCUCUCUCUGGACUGAAAUUCGUAAUUUUAUAUUUAAUGAAAUAAAGCAGGAGUUUAUUGACAUGAUUGUUAGCUGCUGACAUGACUUAGCUGCACUGAACCACUCAAGAAAUUGUAUUAACAUCCUUCACAGAUCUUGUGCUCCAUACAUGAAGAAUGGCUGAACAUCAGAUCGAAGACCCAAAGAUUGCAUUUGCAUAUCUCCGCCCAUCCUGUGUCCUCCUGACCAAAGAACCUACGGUUGCUAACGUAGAAGCUCUUAGUGGUCAUCUCCACAGUGUGAGCGAUGGAGCUCUCCAACAGCUCCAGGACUAUAUUCUGUUUCCCCUCAGAUUUGUCCUCAAAUCCCCUGGCUCAAAGCGGGAGGGACUCAUCCAGGCGGUGAUGGAAGCCGUGACGUAUGUGCUGGAGAGCACUUGCGUUCAGAGUUGGGAUUCUCUACGGGAUCUGUUCUCUGAGCUGUGCCUUUGUCUGUGUUCCCCAAAAGACCCGGGAAAACCCGCCACAACCUCUGAGGAACUAAAGCUGGCCGUCCUUAGAUGCCUGGACACCCUUAUGCACUCUGCCUACGGUGACAUUGUUUUUAAACUCUACGAGCCAAGCAUGUUGCCUGGACUUGGAGCCGCCGUUUCACUACUUCUGGCAUUAGCAGAGCACGAAAAGGCUAGAGGAGUUCAAACGGCUUCCCUUAAAUGUCUCCUUUCUUUGUUUCAGCAGUGCGACUGCGUAGAGGAACACAUUGAGCCAGGACGGGACGAGAGGUAUCUGCUCGGACGCACCUUGGCCACUUUUUUACCUGGGAUUUCUCGAGCCCUGAGUCUCGUAAUAAGUGGAGAUGUAAGACAAGGCCAUACAGUUACAGUGAAGGCCAUGAGGGUUUGGUACAAAGCAGUAGGUCUGGUAAUGGCCGAUGAGCAGCUUCAGAAAACAGACAAUGAUGUGGCAGCUGGAAAUCUAGGGCUGGUUGAGAAGCUUGUUGUAAAGAGAAGUCCAUCCUGGCGCAAAACCACAUCCCAGCGCCUUGCUUUGGUCUUACAGAAGAUCAUUUCUUGCACAUCUGCCCACCCGCACUGGAGAGUCAGACUUGAGUUGGUCAAUCUAUCCCAUUUUCUUCUUUCUCAGUGUAGCCAGUCUGUGGGUGAAUGUGUCGGUCUUCUUCUGGAAGCAUUGGUAGGUGCUGUCAACGAUGAGGAGCCUGAGGUUAAGCACAGGUGCAAUGCAGCAUUAGAUGAGGUGGCACAAAUGGGUCAAACCAAUGGCAGACAGGACUUUACUGAUAUUCUAUCCGAAAACCUCCACAGCUUGGCAUCAUCCUUACCUAGACUCAUGAGAACAUCUGACGACCAACGCAAGCUCUUUGUUCUUAAUGUGUUCCUUGGGUACCUCAAGAUUCUGGGGCCUAAAGUGGAUGCGGUACUUUCUUCAGCAGUACAUCUGGAGCGCAUCUCCAAAGCAUUGAUGCAAGUGAUGGAGCUGGACGUAACGGAUGUGAAGAUCAUCGAGGAGAGAACUCUGACGUCUUCGACAGACUUGAGACCUGACCUGCACCAAAUCCCAUCCCAGAGGAAAUACUUCCUCUACUUCACAGAUGACAAGAUAUUCUCAGCACUCAGGAAGAUCUGCCGCAUGUUGGGAUACUACGGAAACCUCUACCUUCUUGUUGACCGCUUCAUGGAAUUUUACAGGGAGUCUUCGGUUUACAGAAAGCAAGCUGCUUUGGUCCUCAACGAGGUCAUUGUCGGUGCUGCAGGCAUUGGCGUAGAAACGGACACUUCUAGGAUUGAUUGUUCAGGAACAAACCGGUCUAGAACAAAUCAAGAAGACUUGAAAUCUUCAGUCAUGUCCAUCAUCGAGGAGUACAUCAGUUUGAGUAACUGGCAUCUCCCUACAGUCUCAGAAGCCUUGGAAGGGAAACUUGAGUCUACAAACUCCUUGGUGUCCCAAUAAUCCAGAACGAAACUGUCUGCAGCUGCUUCCAGCAUCCAAAACGCCAACGCUCCACCAACUCAACAGCAACAUCUGGCAAA
Molecule: messenger RNA, 2060 nt
Organism: Sinocyclocheilus anshuiensis
Lineage: Eukaryota; Metazoa; Chordata; Actinopteri; Cypriniformes; Cyprinidae
Product: TELO2-interacting protein 1 homolog
Exons: 2
Coding region: 190-1980 (596 amino acids)
Cellular component (GO): cytoplasm
Source: RefSeq, a predicted model, not a curated record